Messenger RNA from Salvelinus fontinalis (brook trout), 3297 nucleotides. RefSeq names its product nucleolar complex protein 3 homolog. Gene Ontology annotation, molecular function: chromatin binding. The transcript has 9 exons. Gene Ontology annotation, cellular component: nucleolus. The record is from RefSeq and is a predicted model, not a curated record. NCBI's taxonomy places the organism in Eukaryota, Metazoa, Chordata, Actinopteri, Salmoniformes, Salmonidae. Gene Ontology annotation, biological process: DNA replication initiation. The coding region runs from base 1 to 1152 and encodes 383 amino acids.
AUGGCUCCGUUUGUCAUCAACAGCCAAAGAGCAAAAAAGAGGAAGUCGAGCUUUCGCAGGCCGCUGAAGACGAGCAACGUGAAGCUUGACUACAAGCUGAAGAACCGUCAGUUCAAGAAGGAGAGCACCGACAAGAAACACCGCAAGGAGCAGAAGAAGCUCCUGGCAGCUAUUAAAGAUGCCGCCUUGAAGUCCCCCCUCUGCCUGGAGCGCUACAAGAAGAGGCCAGAGGAUGAAGAGGAGGAGUUUGUGGAGUACCUGCCAAUUGACAUGAUGGAUGAAGAUGGCCUGGAGCAGAUUAAAGCCAUGGCUCAGAAAGCCUCCUUCCUCACCAGAGACCCGUCAUUGAGUGGUCCAGUGCAUGCCAAAAAGCACAAGGGGGAGCAGCAGGGGCCAGAGAGUUAUGAGAAGAUGCCCAGAAAGAUGCAGCUAACAGAAGAGAAGGAGGUCAUUCACUUCCUGCCAAUCAAAGACAAGAUCAGAGGCCUCUUCCCUCAGAGCAUGGAGAAACCUGUUGAACCCCAAAAAUCUGAGGAGGAAGCAGAUGUGGACUGGCUUGGAGCCUAUGAACCCCUUGGCUUGAAGGAUGAGGCUGUGACCGGGCCGGCCCUGACCCCUCAGGAGCAGCUAAAACUCCACACACAGAAGCUGACAGACAGGAUGCUACGCAUUGCCAGUCUAGGAUCAGACAUCCUCUCAGAACCCACCAUCAACAUCAAGAAGCUGCAAGAGCUGCGAUCGAUGUUGAUGGAGACCGACCCCUACAUGGCCGUCAGAAAGCUGGUCAUGGUCUCUCUGAUGGAGGUCUUCAAGGACAUCGUCCCCUCAUACAGGAUAAGACCCCUGACAGAGACAGAGAAAGCCUUAAAAGUGAAGAAAGAGACACAGCAGUUGAGGGAGUUUGAGGACGGCUUGGUGAGCCAGUACAAGUUCUACCUGGAGCAGGCAGUCAAAGACUGGAAGCAGAAGAAGAGAAAGCGCAGCGAGGCGCUGUCUCUGCAGUCCUUUAAGGGCCUGGCUGAGGUGGCCAUCCGCUGCAUCUGUGAGCUGCUGGUGGCCCUGCCACACUUCAACUUCCACAACAACAUCAUCAUCAUGGUAGUGCCUUUGAUGAACGACCCCAUCAAGAGGAUGCUGAAGGUUCUCCUCUAGCUGAGGAUAAAGGAAGUAGAGGUGAAGAAAGACACAGACGACACAGCUCCCAAAAUGAAGUUGAUGAACUACAAAGACAAAAAGAAGAAUCUGUCUAGGAUGCAAAGGUCAGUAGCCCAAGCACCAGUCUGCCUGUCUACCUGUGUUUGAUCGUUAAGGGGAGGAGGGGUUCUACUAGGCUAACAUAUGGAAUUGUUUUACGAUGCUCAUACCAAGGAUCAUUUAGCUAUUUGAUUUUGAAUUUUAGGACCCCUUAAGGUAUGUUUAUCCAUGUAUCAUAUUUGAUGAAACAUUGAAUUUGGCCUAUUCGCCCAUAGAAACUAAUUGAAUAACAACUUCAACGUCGUACAUGGAUAAACAGCUUCUAAAGGAAGUUUGUUCUGAAGUUUCUGUCCUCUAACUGAGAGAUAUAAGAAAUAUCAGGAAACUAUUUGUAUUUAUUUUUUCCAGUUAUUUAACCCCUGAUUUUAGGCACUAGACUGCCUCCAUAUACAGUAUACUUCCAUUCAUUUGUUUUAACUGGUACCCGGCAACCUUUCUUCUCUGAACGUUUGCUCAUUUAAUUAACCUGGAGAUCUUUGAUGACUUGUUGAAUGUUCUCCAACAUCUUAUCCAAUCAGGGGUGGGUAAUACAAAUCCUCUACCAUUUACAUCCAAGUACUAUUGACAUCAUCUCAUAUGAUUGGCUAAUGGCUUUUCUCCCUCUAGGAUCUGACCUAUCGGGAAAGAGCAGCUUACCGAUCACUGUACACAACCUGUAGCACACCCAACAACCUCAUCGCCAUAUUGUUAUUUAUCCUCUUGCUCUUUUGCACCCCAGUAUCUCCACUUGCACAUCAUCAUCUGCACAUCUAUCACUCCAGUGUUAAUGAUAAAUUGUAAUUAUUUCACCUCCAUGGCCUAUUUAUUACCUCCCAACCCUACAUUUGCACACACUGUACAUAGAUUUUUCUAUUGUGUUAUUGACUGUAUGUUUGUUUAUCCCAUGUGUAACUCUCGCAGGUCGCAGUUGUAAAUGAGAACUUGUUCUCAACUGGCCUACCUAGUUAAAUAAAGGUGAAAAAAUAUAUAUAUAUUCCACAAUGUUAUUAGGACACACUUAAAGGAAUACUCCACCCAAAAACUGUUUCGUUAGUCCAUUGUUGAUAUAGUGUCACGCUUCUUCUAAAGUUGAACCCAGAAGCAGACCAGGACAAGGAGAGUAAGACGAAGGUGAGUAUUUAUUUGCAAGUUUGAAUGUAGUGAUAGAAAAAUCCAAGUGGCGGAGCGGGCAGCGGAGGUGAGUUGAUGGGAGUGAAUAGGCAGAUCCAAGGAAGUAACUGAAGUCACCGACGACCAGGUAGGGAUGAGAUGAGUGUUCCGGGUGAAUGACUGUAGACAGAAAAAACGGAGGUGAGUUCAAGGCAAGCAAGACGUACAAAACAACAAAACAAACUCUCUCAAACUGGAGGCUGAUACACUGGCACAACAUACUGUUCAUGACUAACGAUCCAGCAGGGAAUGGAUGUCAGGUCAGCGCUUAUGAAGUGGAGGGGUGAUGAUCAGGACCAGGUGUGCAGAUAGCUGAUGGGAUACAGGUGCAGGUACUCAGAGAUACAGGGUGCGUUCCAGGACACCGGAAAAAACACUCCAGGACAGAACACGGGCAAAAACAAACUCAGGAAGCGGGAUUCGUGACAUAUAGUCCCAAAAUGUUUUGCUUGUCAGCAAUCAAGUUUUCAAGAUAUGUAACUUUCAAAAUACAGAAAUCAUCCCGGUAUGAUGCAGAAAUUUCCUUUAAGUGAGUUGUCUGUCUCCUACCUCUGCAUUGUCUGUCCCAGGAUUAUUUCACGAUAGGCGAAGCCCUGUUGGAUGAUAAAUUGAAGCAGCAGAUUGAUCGUGUUCUCUCAACGGAGGAAAAGGAUCCUACAUCGAUGGAUUUCAGCACAUAACACUUCACACCCAACCAGAAACCCCCUCUCUUCUUUUGCCUGUAUUUGAUCUAAAUGGACUGUAAAAUAACAAUCAACCAUAAACUGGUUUCUGUUUGACAUUGCUUUUUAAUCAUUCUCUUUGCUGAUGUUCAGACAUUUUUGACACCUGAGAAUAUACAAAAAACAUUUGACAGUUAAGUGUCGAAGAACAUUAAAGUAAUGUUGCGUUAAA